AUGACAUCCAUCCCCUCGCUCCCCACAACCCUCGCCCCCGCCCUGAGCGGCCGCGAAGCCAUCACCGACGCCCUGUAUCGCUUCGUCCUCGGGCUGGACAACAACGACCCCAACCUCUUCGACUCGGCCUUCACGCCGACCGCCACCUUCGCCGUCAACGGCAAGGUCUCCGAGGGCCUUCCCGCCAUCCACGCCGACUGCUUCGACCUGGUCGGCCACCUGGACACCUCGCACCUCAUCACCAACGUCCGCGUCCACAUCGCCGAGAGUGGCGGCACGGCCGCGGCGACGGCCUCGGUGCUCGCCCAGCACUUCCUCGGCGGGCAGGGGCUGGAGCCGGCCCAGCCGCGGCUCCUGGCCGGGGCGCAGUACUAUGCGGAGCUGGUGAAGGAGGAGGCGAGUGGGCUGUGGAAGAUUGCGGCCUUUCAGAUGAAGGCGUCCUGGGCGGAGGGCGAUUGGGGGGUGAUUCAUAAACAAUGA
Aspergillus clavatus NRRL 1 is the source of this 480-nucleotide messenger RNA. RefSeq names its product nuclear transport factor 2 family protein. The transcript has a single exon. NCBI's taxonomy places the organism in Eukaryota, Fungi, Ascomycota, Eurotiomycetes, Eurotiales, Aspergillaceae. The coding region runs from base 1 to 480 and encodes 159 amino acids. The record is from RefSeq and is a predicted model, not a curated record.